AUGGGACUCAAGAGAAAGCCCUCGACUAGCUUAUUCGAACUCCUCGAGGGUCAACCAGGGAAGGGUGCGCAGGCAACGCCGCAACCCAAUGCUCCUUCCCCACCACCUCCGCCCCAGGCUAUCCAGAUUAGGUCAUCCUCCACAAAGUCACAGCCACAAUCCCCCCGCCCCAAACUUCCUUCUUCUCCCCAACCAGUUCUGCCUCCUCGGCCGGAGAGCACUAAUUCAAAGAGAAAGAGGAGUCCCAAGGGCAAGGAAACCAUGGAUGGGGGAAAAUCUCAACCUUCUAAGGAGAGGGAGGAAGCCCCGCGUGCAAAACAAUUGAAGAUUGGGCACCAAAGUAAGGGUAAGGAGACCGAAGCCCAAUCUUCCCAAGGCAAGGGAAAGGGGAUCGAGGCCCAAUCCUCGCCAAGCGCCUGGCUUCCCGCUCCAAUGCUCCACGGGGGUCCAUUGCUGGAAACCGCGUCCAUGAGGGACCUUGGAAAUGGCGAGGGUGGUUAUGUGGCAGACGCACUAGGGAGAGCCAUGCUGCUUCCCACUGACAUGGAUGGGUUGAAGAAAAUGAGGAUGCAAGAGGUUUUCCUCAGCACGAAGAGGCACUUGGGCAUGAGUAAGGCGGUCGAGAAUGAACGCUCCAAGCGCAUAGAGGCCACGCGGACUCUCAAAACUUCCGAGGAUGACCUCGCCAAGGCCAAGGCUGCCUUAACAGAAGCUAUCCGAGAUAGGGAUAGCACCUCGGCGGGUUUAUCUAGCGCCCAAAAACAAGCCGAGGACCAAACAAAACGUUUGCUAGAAGCCGAGGAUCAGUUGCGAAUAGCCAAGGAGCAAAUCAGUGACUUAAAUAAAAGAUUGAUCCUGGCAGAGAAUGACAAAGGUGUGGCGGAGUACGCUCGGGACGAAGCCAUGAGGGCCAAGCAGGAGGCUGAGUUUGCCAGAAACGUGACUGAGGCUGCCAAGGAAACGGCCGAGGAUGAGGGUUAUAACGCAGGGGUUUGGGAAAAGGCCUUGAAGCGAGCUGGGGUGGAUGCUUCGUCUGAUUUGUGGAAAGCGGAGAACAUAUUCUACCCUACAGCCAUCCGUGAGGACACCUCCACCAGCUCCAAGGCUGUAAGCGACCAACAUGAGGGAGGGGUCAUUCAGUCGGAUACUGUACAUGUCGACGUCUCUCCUGGCCAGCCGCUUAAAGAGGGAGAGUUUUAG
Quercus robur (English oak) is the source of this 1200-nucleotide messenger RNA. RefSeq lists its product as uncharacterized. Bases 1 to 1200 code for a protein of 399 amino acids. NCBI's taxonomy places the organism in Eukaryota, Viridiplantae, Streptophyta, Magnoliopsida, Fagales, Fagaceae. The transcript has 3 exons. The record is from RefSeq and is a predicted model, not a curated record.